This is a messenger RNA of Ananas comosus (pineapple), 2230 nucleotides long. RefSeq names its product serine/threonine-protein kinase ATG1c-like. Gene Ontology annotation, cellular component: cytoplasm. The transcript has 13 exons. The coding region runs from base 117 to 1874 and encodes 585 amino acids. Lineage: Eukaryota; Viridiplantae; Streptophyta; Magnoliopsida; Poales; Bromeliaceae. The record is from RefSeq and is a predicted model, not a curated record. Gene Ontology annotation, biological process: peptidyl-serine phosphorylation; autophagy. Gene Ontology annotation, molecular function: ATP binding; protein serine/threonine kinase activity.
GUUUGCGUGCAACUAAAACCACGUCGGUCCCCGCGAAGCUGCAUAUUUCUUUCGUCCCCAACCUGUCCGUACGGUUGUCAUCUUCUUCCUCCUCCUCCGCCGAUAGGGUUUCUGCCAUGGCGAAUCCUAUGGCGGCGUCCAGGAGAGGGGUUCGCGUGGUGGGGAAUUACUUAAUCGGACCCCAGAUCGGUUCGGGGAUGUUCUCAGUGGUCUGGUUGGCGCGGCACCGCAUGCGGGGGACGGAGGUCGCCGUGAAGGAGAUCGUCGUCGAUCGCCUGAGCGAUAAGCUCAAGGAGAGACUCCUCACCGAGGUCUUCAUCCUCAAGCGCAUCAAGCACCCCAACAUCAUCGCCCUCCGCGAUUUCUUCCAGAUUGGUGAGAGGAUAUAUCUUGUAUUGGAAUACUGCCGUGGCGGUGAUCUAUCGAUGUACAUGCAGCGUCAUGGAAGAGUUUCAGAAGCAAUUGCCAAGCAUUUUUUGCAACAGCUAGCAUCUGGUCUACAGGUGCUUUGUAAACACAAUGUGGUUCAUCGAGAUUUAAAGCCGCAGAAUCUUCUUCUCUUGACAAAGGAGGAAAAACCUGUAUUGAAGAUCGCGGACUUUGGUUUUGCAAGAUCUCUACAGCCAUGUGGUCUUGCUGAAACACUAUGUGGUACACCACUUUAUAUGGCUCCAGAAGUGAUGCAAGUUCAAAAGUAUGAUGCAAAGGCAGAUCUCUGGAGUGUUGGUAUCAUACUAUUUCAACUCGUAACUGGGCAAGCCCCAUUUAAUGGAAGCAAUCAGAUACAGUUGCUGCAGAAUAUUGUUAAGUCAAAUGAGCUACCUUUCCCUCGUGAUAACAAUCUUAGCAACGACUGCAUCGACUUAUGCAAGAAGUUAUUACGACGCAAUCCAGUGGAACGCCUUAUGGUUGAAGAAUUUGCAAACCACAAAUUUCUGUCAGUAAACAAGUCAGAUGGAGAUAUAAGCAGUCAAGUAUCUACCAGCACAAAAGAUGGCCUUACUUUGGUUGAUUGCAGUCCGAUGAGGUCAAUAGGACACAGUUCUCAUAAAGAUACGACAACUUGCUUGUUAGAUAAUGAUUCCAUGCAACGACGAGGAGGCACCCCAAGGCCUUCCUAUGGGAUUCACUCUACCAAAUUACAUUUAACUCCGGCAAGUAGCUUAUUGAAAAAGACGGGUCUUCGUUCUAUGCACAGUUCUAAUGUCUGUAGACCGGAAGCUACAAGCCACCCACUUGAUUCUCUGGACAGAAGUAAAGGGAAGGAGUAUACAACUCCAAAAGAUGGUAUGGCCAUUGAUUGGUUGGAGCGUGUAGAUGAGGAUUUUGUUGUUGUGACUAUGCUACCUCGACAGACAUCUUCAUCAGGUGCCUCUCUGCUAGGUGAUUCUCCAUACAAAUCAGAAAACUCAAGGAAAGCAUCCAGAGAUGUUAGUGUGCUUUCAAUAGAAGGUGUAUCAAGGGAUUCACCUAUAGUGACAGAAAAGGAGUGCAUAUUUAGGGUUGGAACCUUGCAGCAUUGUGCGUCUGCCGUAAAUGAGGUUGUCAAAGAAGAGAUUGAAAGAGAGUUCAUUCAUGAAGUUGGGCGUGCUGAAGAGCUUGCUUCAGAAUUUGUGCAUAUAGCUGAGGCUACUGAUAUGCCGGAUGGGAUUGAGAUAAUAUCUCUGUCUGCGCUUACGUCAGGCAGACUUGGUGCUGUUGAUGAGAUGAUGGGAAAUGAAGAGAGAGCUACGAACCGGUAUUCAAAAGCAGUGGAUUUGUUGCAUUUCCUAUUGGUGGAAGCGCCCUCUCUCGCUCUCAAGCCGCCAUUGACCCUGACAAGUUCACUUCGUCGCCGACUCUGGUCCUACAUUGAUACGCUUAACAUUAAGUGAUUGCAGUUCAAGUCCGAGAGGUCCAAAACUGAUGCUCCCCAAUUGCCCCGCAACCUGUAGAACCUGUACUGCAAUUACAUUAGCCCCAUCCAUCAAUUUGUACAGUUUUUUUUUUUUUUUUUUUGGGUGUGUUUUCUUCUUUUUUGAUCACCGUUGGUUUAGCAUGUGAUAUAGCUAUGGUAUAGUGCCUUUUAGAUUGUUCAUAAUAGGGCAUGAUUUUAUCUAAUAAUAGUAGAGUUGUACAGUAUCACCAUUAUUGCUCGAGGAGGCAAUCUAAACAUAUCCACUUGGCCGAAAGAAAAAGAUUUCUGUGUAAAUCGAGAUUGUUUGUGUUAAAAAAAAAAAUUGAUUCAAAA